UGUGUGCGGUCGCUGCUCUGCGUCCGCGCCUCGCAUCCCGUGUCGCCGUCCUUAAAGGCUUCGGGCGCCUCGGCCGCAUCCUCCGUGGCCGUGACCUGCGCUGCCGUGGCAGCCGGAUGGUGGUCGGCCCGGCGCCGCGGACACCGCGCGAUGGACACAGUGGCCUUUGAGGAUGUGGCUGUGAACUUCACCCUGGAGGAGUGGGCGCUUCUGAAUCCAUCCCAGAAGAAGCUCUACAGAGAUGUGAUGCAGGAAACCUUCCGGAACCUGGCCUCAAUAGGGAAAAAGUGGAAAGACCCUAACUUUGAAGAUCAGUACAAAAAGCAGGGAAGAAAUCUAAGGAGCCGUAUGGUAGAGAGGCUCUGCCAAAGCAAAGAAGGUGGUCCGUGUGGAGGCGACUCCGGCCCCGUUCCGCAUCUUAAUCUGCACAAGGAAACUCCUCCUGAACUAAAACCGUGGGGGUGCAGCGCGUGCGGGAAAGUCUUCAUGCGUCAUUCAUCCCUCAAUCGGCAUAGGAGAUGUCACACGUUGAGCAAACCGUACAAGUAUCAGGAGUAUGGAAAAAAGCCUUACAAGUGUAAAGAGUGCGGAAAAGCUUUCAGUUACCUCCAGCCUUUUCAAAAACACGAACGAAAUCACAGCGUAGAGAAAUCUUACGAAUGUAAGGAAUGUGGGAAAUCCUUUCGGUAUCGCCAGUCUAUUCGAAAACACGAGAGGACCCACACCGGGGAGAAACCCUACCAGUGUAAGCAGUGUGGAAAGGCCUUUCGAUACCAUCAGACCUUUCAGACACACGAACGGACGCACACCGGGGAGCAGCCUUACCAGUGCCCGCAGUGCGGGAAGGCCCUCAGUUGCCCCAGUUCGUUUCGAAGCCACGAGAGGACUCACACGGGAGAGAAGCCCUACGACUGUAAGAAGUGCGGUAAAGCCUUCAGUUGUCUCAGCUCUCUUCGAAAACACGAGAGAACUCACACCGGAGAGAAACCCUACGACUGCAAGGAAUGCGGCAAAGCCUUCAUUUCUCUCGGGAGCUUUCACAGACACAUGAUCACGCACACCGGCGUCGGGCCCUACAAAUGCAAGGAGUGCGGGAAGGCCUUCAGCUGCCCCAGUUCCUAUCGAAUACACGAGAGGUCGCACACCGGAGAGAAACCCUACGAGUGCAAGCAGUGCGGCAGAGCCUUCAGCUGCUCCAGUUCCUUCCGGACCCACGAGCGCACCCACACCGGAGAGAAACCCUAUCAGUGUAAAGAGUGCGGCAAAGCCUUCCACUGGCUCACCACCUUCCAAGUGCACGUGAGGACUCACACCGGGGAGAAGCCCUACAUCUGCAAGCUGUGCGGGAAGGCGCUCAGCUGCCCCACGUCCUUCCGGAGGCACGAGCGGACUCACACCGCAGAGAAGCCCUACGAGUGUAAGCAGUGUGGGAAAACCUUCAGCUCCCCCCUGGGCCUGCAGAUACACGGGAGGGCCCACACUGGCGAGAAACCCUACAGAUGCGAGGAGUGCGGGAAGGCCUUCAUCUCUCUCACCAGCUUCCGGAGACACAGGAUGACGCACACCGGCGACGGCCCUUACAAAUGCAAGGACUGCGGGAAGGCCUUCAACUGUCCCAGUUCGUUCCGAAUACACGAGAGAACCCACACGGGAGAGAAACCCUAUGAAUGUAAAAUAUGCGGGAAAGCCUUCAGCUGUUCGAGUUACGUGCAGGUCCACGAGAGAACCCACACCGGAGAGAAACCCUACGAGUGUAAGGAGUGCGGGAAGGCCUUCGUUUAUCGCACCACCUUUCGAGGGCACAUGAGAGUCCACACUGGAGAGAAACCCUACAAAUGCAAAGAAUGUGGGAAAGCCUUCAGCCGCCCCAGUUCGUUUAGAAGCCAUGAAAGAAUGCACACUGGAGAGAAACUUCUUGAAUGUAAACAUUGUGGGAAAGCCUUCAAUUGGCCCACGUCCUUACAUAAACACGUGAUGAGAAUGCACGCGAGAUAGAGAAACUCUAACCGCAAAAUGCAGGAAAGUGUUCAGUCCUAGCGAACGCAAAGUCAUGUGAGGAAAAAAAAAA
Messenger RNA from Hyaena hyaena (striped hyena), 2068 nucleotides. Its product is annotated as zinc finger protein 791-like. NCBI's taxonomy places the organism in Eukaryota, Metazoa, Chordata, Mammalia, Carnivora, Hyaenidae. Gene Ontology annotation, biological process: regulation of transcription by RNA polymerase II. The record is from RefSeq and is a predicted model, not a curated record. Gene Ontology annotation, molecular function: DNA-binding transcription activator activity, RNA polymerase II-specific; RNA polymerase II cis-regulatory region sequence-specific DNA binding. The transcript has 4 exons. Gene Ontology annotation, cellular component: nucleus. Bases 151 to 1995 code for a protein of 614 amino acids.